Molecule: messenger RNA, 3723 nt
Organism: Chaetomium fimeti
Lineage: Eukaryota; Fungi; Ascomycota; Sordariomycetes; Sordariales; Chaetomiaceae
Exons: 6
Coding region: 212-3709 (1165 amino acids)
Biological process (GO): regulation of GTPase activity; signal transduction
Cellular component (GO): cytoplasm
Source: RefSeq, a predicted model, not a curated record
UAAACCGCCGGGCAGAAACGUGUUCCCCUGAUGCGAUACUCCCGGCCUCUCGACCACUCCCGACACUAUCGCUAAACGUUCAUGCCGUGCCGGCCUCAAACUAUCGCUUACGUUCAUGCCGUGCCGGCCUCAAACUAUCGCUUCCCCGCCGGUGUAAACCUCCACUGAUAUAACUCCCACAACCAAGCCCCCCCUGACCAUCUCCGAAACCAUGGACGACUAUCUGGAUAGCGCCAUGGAUGCGGACGAUGUCUUCCCCUGCAAAGGGUGCGGCGAGAUUCUGGAGGAGGGGAAGGCCUUCGAACUCGCCGGCAACCGAUGGCAUCUUGACUGCUUCCGCUGCAACACCUGCAACACCUUGCUCGACUCGGACGCGAACCUCCUUCUACUCGGCGAUGGCUCGCUGAUAUGCAAUAACUGCACUUACAGCUGUAGCGCCUGCAACAAUAAGAUUGAGGACCUCGCCAUCCUGACCGGAGACCAGGCCUUUUGCGCAACGUGCUUCCGCUGCAGGAACUGCAAGAGGAAGAUCGAAAACCUGCGCUACGCUAGGACGUCACACGGUAUAUUCUGCAUGAACUGCCACGAGUCGCUGAUGGCGAGAAGGCGCAAAAAAUCAAAGGCGGCCGCGCAGGCGAAGCAACGGGAGAAGGAUGCCUCCCCGAUGAUCACAGACAAGUCGCUGCCCGCGUUGCCGCCGAACGCCGUUCCGCCGAACAACUCAUUUUCCAACACGGACCGGGUGACCCCCGACUCCGAUACGCCAACGGAACUGUCUCCGCGGCCUCGGGCCGCCUAUGGGAUAAACGAGUCCUCUUCCCGAAGCAGCUCGAGGCCUGAUCGUUCCCCAGAGCGGGGGCAUGAACCCGGCAAGGAAGCCUCCCUUGCGCCAUCUGGCGGCUCGACCUACAGGCACAACCGAAACUCGGCCAUUUUCGCAGGGAACAUGGACAAUGGCGACUCGGACGGGGGCUUCUUCAUCCCCGUCGCGCUCGACCCGAGUCCCGGGCCGGCGUUGACCCCGCAGUCCAUGUCGGAUGCUUUUCCCGAGUCGAACAGGAGGACUAAGGACAGGGACUAUUUUACCUCAGCGAAGCCGCCUACAGAGAAGAAGACUGAUUCGCAGGCAUCGACGCCUCACAUCGCGUUCCAAGAAAAGUCGAGGCAGCCAUCUUCGGAUUACGAGGCACCUCAGCAGGACCGACCGGGGCGAAAGCUUUCCAAGAGGAACGGAAACCCCAAGGCCUCACCUGGUGUCGAGGAUGGAAAGGGUCCCAACGCGAAGACGCAGCCCAAUGAGGAGUUCAGGUUGCAAGACGCCCCAAGGACCAAGAGGCUUGGUAAUUCCAGGAGCAACUCCGUGUCCAGUAACUCGCUGGAUGUGCCUACUCCCGCCAAAGCACCCCCGGCCCCCCCGCGAAACCGGGAGGCUCUCUCUAACGCUACAAACGCCGACUCUCCCCGCCACUCCGCGACGGUGGACAAGUCAUCACCGCCGAGACCUUCGCAGGACUCCCGGCGGAGGGACGAUGAUGGUGUCCGCCCCUCGCUUGACUCCGCAACUUCCAACCGGCCGGACCGGCCCGAGGCAGCUGUCGCGCCGCCCAUCGUUAGGAAGGAAGUAGCUCAAAAUCAGUCACGAAAUGUGAAUGGCAACAACCCUGCUCUACCGCCACGUCCGACUGUACCCGAGACAAAAUUGAGCGACACGUACAUGCAGCCCAGGGCGCCACCUCAGCCUCCGUCUCAGGGCGCCAAGGAACCCGCGACGUCCGUCAAUGAGGCGUCAGAACCAAAGGUGUCGCCCAAGCUGCCGCGCUGGAGCUCGGGCGGGGAGUUCACGAUGGAUGAAGAUAUGGCUAGAAUACUGGGCACCGACGAAGGAUCGUCCUCGAUCCUGCGCCGGGUUUCGAACGCUGUCCGCCACGGGAGAAACAACAGCGCAGAGACAAUCAGUAACAGCAGCAACAACAACAGGCUUGGUCACAGCAGGAGCGUGAGUGAGACAACCAGGGGAACUACAUCCCCCCGCUGGCCACGCACGCCGAUUGCCGAGGACCCAGAUGGCUCCCAGGAUACCAGCAGCACCGCUUCGGCAUCCGGAGCCGGGCAGGAGGAUCCUGCGCUUUUGAAACGGCAGCUGAGGAGCUCGGAGCAGCGCGUGGCGGAGCUCGAGCGGCAAUUCAACACGGAAAAGGACCUGAAGAGCUUGAAUAAGAAACUCGUCGAGAAGAGGAAGACUGUCUCCGUGUUGGAUACCCAGACCGAGAUCAUGAUCCGGCAGAUUGAGGUGCUCGCCGGGUAUGUGGAGCGGGCUAAGAAGACCAACGAACCCAUCGACGCCCGGGAGCUGGAAGAAUCGGCAAUCAAAGAGUUUGUGCAGAAGCUUGACAAGGUCAAGCAAAACAUGACGGUGGCCAUUGAGCAGCUUCACGCCGAGCGGGAUGAACUCUUGGAGGAGAAGGCCCAAGCGGUGGAGGACCGAGACCAGGCGCUACUGGAGUUUGCGCAGCUUUCGUCCAAAAACGCCCAGCUGGCCGAUAUGAACAAUGAUUUGACGCACCAAAUCCAGGAAAGAUUCAAAUCGCAAAUCAACAAUGGCGAACUAAGGAUGCCACCCAACGGUCUCGGCAUCUACGGUCACGCCAAGGGGGUAUCAUCGGCGUCGGUCAACCUGGAUGCCGUCAGCCUGCAAACGGGGACAACCAUGGUCGGUACCGAUGCGGAUGAACCCGUCCUGGAGGGGCCCACGGUGGUCAACAUUCGGAAGGGCCAGGUGAAGAAAUUCAACUGGAAGAAGGGUUCUAGCAAGGUCGCACACAACAUUUCCAAGGGGAUCAACCGCGCAGCAGGCGCUUUCCAGCAACAGGAACAAGCUCGGGCGCAACAACAACAACACCAAAACCUGACGGGCGAUAGCAUUGGCCUCCCUUAUAACAUGACGGUCGCCCAGGUCGAGUCGCCCGUUACCAUGGCCCCUCCCACCGGGCCCAUCAACCGGGUCGGGACCGAGAGCCAGCGACAGGGGUUCGGCUUCUUCAGCAAGAAACAGGGCGCCAUGCCCAAGUCGACCUCGACCACAAACGUCUCCAGCACGCCUGCUCCGGCCGAAGCGCCCAGCACCCUGUUCGGGUCUGACCUAGUUGAGCGGGCCGACUUCGAGCGCCGCCAGAUCCCUAGUGUGAUUACGCGUUGCAUUGAGGAGGUGGAGCUGCGGGGGAUGGACAUCGAGGGCAUCUACCGCAAGACAGGCGGCAAUUCGCUGAUCAACACGAUCCGGGAAGGGUUUGAGAAGACGGAGGAUUUCGAUAUCUCGGACCCGGCGCUCGACAUCACCGCCGUCACGAGCGUGCUGAAGCAGUACUUCCGCAAGCUGCCGACGCCGCUGCUCACAUUUGAAGUCUAUGACCGGAUUUUGGAGUCAAAUACGGUACAAGAUGAAACUGAGCGCUGUAGCCACCUGAGAAAGACGGUGAACAUGCUCCCUCCCAAACACCGGGACUGCCUCGAGUUCCUCAUGUUCCACCUGGUCCGGGUGGCGAGCCGGGAGCGUGAGAACCUGAUGUCCCCCAAGAACCUUGCCGUCGUCUUUGCGCCCACCAUCAUGCGCGACCACAGCCUGGAGAAGGAGAUGACCGACAUGCACGCCAAGAACCUGGCCGUGCAGUUCCUCAUCGAGCACAGUCAUGUCAUCUUUGGCGAGGCAUGAGCCAGCCCCCUCCU